AUGGGUGAGCCCCCACUGUACCCGCAAAUUGAACCAACUACCUUCGAUCUGAUUGCCAUAGGCACUGGUUUAGCAGAAUGCAUUGUUGCUGCUGCAGCUUCUGCUUCUGGAAAAACUGUUCUCCACCUUGACACUAAUCCAUUCUAUGGGUCCCAUUACUCCUCUCUCUCCAUCCCUGAACUCACAUCGUUCCUCAAUUCCAAUUCUACACCUCCUCCCCCACCACCACCCUUCACUGCAACCGCAACUGACAGCCUUGAUUACUUGAUUGUAAAUCUCACCACUCAGCCGGUAUACUCAGAUGUUGAGAUUUCAUGUUUUUGUCCUGAACUGUUGGAAAAAAACUCGCGGAAGUUUAAUUUGGACUUAUGUGGACCGAGGGUGUUAUUUUGUGCAGACAAGUCAAUUGACCUUAUGUUAAAAUCUGGAGCAAGUCAGUAUGUGGAGUUUAAGAGUAUUGAUGCUAGUUUUGUUGGUGAUGAGAAUGGAAAGUUAUGGAAUGUGCCAGAUUCUAGAGCUGCCAUAUUUAAGGAUAAGAGUUUGAGUUUGAUGGAAAAGAAUCAGUUGAUGAGGUUUUUCAAGCUGGUGCAAGGGCACUUGGCUGCCACAGUGGUGGCGGGUUCCGCUGGUGGUGAUGGGAAUGGGAAUGAGAAUGAGAAUGAUGAAGAGGAAAGUAAGGCAAAGAUUUCAGAGGAGGAUUUGGAGAGGCCAUUUGUUGAGUACCUGUCGAAAAUGCGGUUGCCUCCAAAGAUUAAAUCGAUUAUUUUGUAUGCUAUAGCCAUGGCAGAUUAUGAUCAAAAUGACAUGGGGGUUUGUCGAGAUUUGCUCAAGACCAAAGAUGGAAUAGAUCGUUUGGCUCUAUAUCAGUCAUCAGUUGGGAGGUUUACAAAUGCUUCCGGGGCUUUGAUUUAUCCCAUUUAUGGUCAAGGAGAACUGCCACAAGCCUUUAGUCGCCGUGCUGCCGUCAAAGGUUGCCUUUAUGUUUUGCGAAUGCCAGUAACUGCAUUGCUUAUGGAAAAGGAUAGUGGGAGUUACAAAGGUGUUCGAUUGGCUUCUGGUCAGGACUUAUUUAGCCAGAAGCUGGUUCUGGAUCCAUCCUUUACACUUAACUCACCGUCAGCCUCUCCUUCAGAUCUUCUGCAUGAUAGUUUUAGCUUUUUGAGCAUCAGAGAUAUUAAAGGGAAGGUGGCCAGAGGGAUAUACAUCACACGAAGUUCCUUGAAGCCAGAUACGCCAAACUUUCUGGCUGACCAACACCAUUCGAAGGUGGGCGGCCCGCCUAGAACAGUCAUGUUUGACUGGGCUUACACACAUUCGCUCACUUACGCUGGUCAAUUUGAUUCUAUCAACUUUACUCUCAUGCCCGACGGAAAUCUGAAUUAUAACGAUACAUUGGAUGCAGUUGUGAAGCUCUUUCAGGAGAUGUAUCCAAAUGAAGCAUAUUUCUCAGAGACAACUCCACCUGUGAAUUCUGAGGAUGAUACUGAGCUCACUCUAGAGACAUAG
Molecule: messenger RNA, 1506 nt
Organism: Dovyalis caffra
Lineage: Eukaryota; Viridiplantae; Streptophyta; Magnoliopsida; Malpighiales; Salicaceae
Source: the annotation of a GenBank genome assembly